Molecule: messenger RNA, 780 nt
Organism: Gossypium raimondii (Peruvian cotton)
Lineage: Eukaryota; Viridiplantae; Streptophyta; Magnoliopsida; Malvales; Malvaceae
Product: protein Ycf2-like
Exons: 2
Coding region: 1-780 (259 amino acids)
Source: RefSeq, a predicted model, not a curated record
AUGAUGCAAAAUGGAUCUUGUUCUAUCGUUGAUCAGAGAAAUCUCUAUGAAAAAUACGAAUCGGAGUUUGAAGAAGGGGAAGGAGAAGGAGUACUCGACCCGCAACAGAUAGAGGAGGAUUUAUUCAAUCACAUAGUUUGGGCUCCUAGGAUAUGGCGCCCUUGGGGCUUUCUAUUUGAUUGUAUCGAAAGGCCAAAUGAAUUGGGAUUUCCCUAUUGGGCCGGGUCAUUUCGGGGCAAGCGGAUCAUUUAUGAUGAAAAGGAUGAGCUUCAAGAGAAUGAUUCGGCGUUCUUGCAGAGUGGAACCAUGCAGUACCAGGCACGAGAUAGAUCUUCCAAAGAACAAGGCUUUUUUCGAAUAAGCCAAUUCAUUUGGGAUCCUGCGGAUCCACUCUUUUUCCUAUUCAAAGAUCAGCCCUUUGUCUCUGUGUUUUCACACCGAGAAUUCUUUGCAGAUGAAGAGAUGUCAAAGGGGCUUCUUACUUCCCAAACAGAUCCUCCUACAUCUAUAUAUAAACGCUGGUUUAUCAAGAAUACGCAAGAAAAGCACUUCGAAUUAUUGAUUCAUCGCCAGAGAUGGCUUAGAACCAAUAGUUCAUUAUCUAAUGGAUUUUCCUUGACCGAGCCUAAUUCUAUUCUAAUUGUUUUGUUCCGAAGCAAAGAUAUCCACGGGGCGGUUCGCCCUAUUCAGAUAUUCACGACCGAGAAGUACUGGAUUCUCUUUCGGAUAGGUCCUGAAAGGAGAAGGAAAGCUGGAAUGCCACCAGGCGUCUAUUAUUGA